Molecule: messenger RNA, 4623 nt
Organism: Varanus komodoensis (Komodo dragon)
Lineage: Eukaryota; Metazoa; Chordata; Lepidosauria; Squamata; Varanidae
Gene: POLI
Product: DNA polymerase iota
Exons: 10
Coding region: 732-2846 (704 amino acids)
Biological process (GO): translesion synthesis
Molecular function (GO): DNA-directed DNA polymerase activity; damaged DNA binding
Source: RefSeq, a predicted model, not a curated record
GCCGGGCGGGGAUCGUCGUCCGGGAACCAGCAGCGCUGCCCGACGCUGAUUCGCGCGACGCUGGGGCCUCAGACCGGCAAGACGAGGGGCGGCAGCGCCUCUAAGCGUGUGCAGAGUGGCUUUCGCCUCUUGCUUAGCGCUCAGGCGUGCGCGCUUCCAAGGGGGAAGAGAGUUGGCCCUCGCAGGCAUUGCCUCCGCAGCUGUGCGGGACGGCGCCCCACCUCCCCUAGCGAGGAGCCGCGGAUCCCACACGGCUGGGGAACGGCAUGCCUGCGGAGGCCGCUCGGACUUUUCCGCGAUGCCUCCCUGCCGGCCAUCCAGGGGGCGGCACAACUGGAGUUAAGAACGGAGACUGACAGGAGAAAGCGAAAGAGCGUAACUUUCAGGCAGCGCCUCAGAACGUGUGCAGAGCGGCUUCCUUCCCCGGCCACUGAAGAGACACCAGAUGCUCAGAGCCGAGUCAUGCUUCCCCGAAGAGCAGCGGCUCUGGGGAAACCAACAGCCCGCCCCGGACACCUAAUUUUAGCAAAGAAUCGGCCUGGGUGCAGCGCGGCUGGCCUCAGGCCGGAGCUGCGGUGCACAACCAAUGGGGGACGGAGCCAUGUGACGCGUUCCGCAUUUCCUGCACGGAAGAGCCGGCGGGGGCAUCCUCCUGCGCCAGCCACAUGUUGACCCCGUAAGCCGUCCUGAGCGGUGAAAGCGCUCUUCAGCCAGCUCACCAUCGUGACAAAAUGGUAUCAGCAGCGCAUGCUAAGCACCGAAUCAUUGUGCACCUGGACCUGGAUUGUUUUUAUGCGCAGGUGGAAAUGAUCUGCAAUCCUGCAUUAAGAGGCAAACCAUUAGGUGUGCACCAGAAAUUCCUGUUAGUCACCUGCAGUUAUGAAGCUAGGAAUUGUGGACUCAAGAAACUUAUGUCAGUGAAAGACGCAAUAAAUCAGUGCCCAGAUCUGGUGCUGGUUAAUGGAGAGGAUCUGACAAAAUAUAGAGAAAUGUCUUACAAGUUUACAGCAUUAUUGGAAGAGUUUACUCCACUGGUGGAAAGGCUUGGGUUAGAUGAAAAUUUUGUGGAUGUCACCGACAUGGUCAAAAUGAGACUGGAGCAGUGGAAAAAAGAUUUCUCUGCAAUCUCUUGCCCUGGCCAUGUAUAUAAAAAUCAGACUGUCGAUUUACAUGACCCAACACAUAGAAGGUUAGCAGUGGGAUCACAGAUCGCAGCAGAAAUGAGAGAAGCCAUGUACAACAGACUGGGCCUUACUGGCUGCGCAGGAAUAGCCACCAAUAAAUUACUCUCCAAGCUGGUGACCGGAAUCUUUAAACCGAACCAACAAACUGUUCUUUUGCCUGAGGGUCGGCAGGACCUGAUGGUCAACCUCGGCCUCUUACGGAAGGUGCCUGGCAUUGGCCCUAGAACUGCGAAGCGGCUCAUGGCACUGGGACUUCACACGGUGAGUGACCUCCAGACAUGUUCCUCUGAGAUGCUGGCAAGAGAGCUGGGGGUUCUGACUGCACAACACAUCCAGAAACUCAGCAGGGGAGAAGAUGACUCUCCAGUCACUCCAUCAAGGAGUCCUCAGUCCAUUAGUGACGAGGACUCCUUUAAAAAGUGUUCUUCUGAAGCCGAAGUGAGAAAGAGAAUGGAAACGCUGCUAACUAAUCUUUUUGACAGGUUGCACAAGGAUGGUAGAAAGCCACAUACAAUAAAAUUAACCAUUCGCCAGAUUUCUGCUGCCAAGCAAUGGCUUAAUCGGGAGAGCCGGCAGUGCCCGAUUCCACCUCAUGUGAUCCAGAGGAUUGGAACUGAUGACUCCAGUGUUAAGACACACCUGGUUGGUCUCCUUAUGCAACUGUUAUACAAGAUGAUCAACGUGAAAGGUCCGUUUUAUAUAACUCUUUUGAACGUCUGCUUCUCCAACUUCAAGGACCCUCCUGCCUCUGCCAAGCACUCUAUUGGGUUUUAUCUAACCAGGCCGUCACCUUCUUCAAGCAGUGAGAAACUUGUUCGUAAAAUGGAAAAUAUGAAUGUACAACAUGCAACUCCAGCAGGUCAGGUGGAUAUUUGUGAAGACUUACCAGAGGCCAGAAAUGCAAGAAGUGUAAAAGCUUCGCUGGAGACCACAAGCCUCCCAAAAGAAACCAACAUUCCUGAAUUCCCGGCUCACUUGCUUCCUGCUGGCAUUGACUAUGAUGUGUUUAAUCAGCUUCCAAAGGACAUUAAGGAAGAAAUCUUAUCUAGCCAAAAAGAGGAAAGAGAUACUGCAGCAACCCCUUUGCAUCAGACAUUACCUCCCUGGAGGGAGGAAUUGGCAGACAGGGCACAGGACAAAACCAGCUGCGCUCCUUCGCAUUCUGGAAGAACCCGUCAAAACUUUAGUGCUUUGGCUUUUGAACCCACCAGUGAGAAGCUGCCACAGACUAUGGAUGGUUGUGCUUCCAGGCGCUUUGUUCCUCAACACAGCCCUCUCGAGACUGCUGGAGAGCUCACCGAACAUGCAGAUCCUGUGGAUGAUAACGAUUUGUCCCCAGCGCUAUCUCCACCCUCUCUUCUCUGGACUGGUACCCCAGAGGGGCGGGAACACCCAGAAAAGUUGCAGCCAGAUGAUGGGCCCUCACAUUGUGCCAGUGGGAAAGAAGGUCCCAAGCUGGACCUGCCGUCUUCUGUUGAUCCCAAGACCUUUUCUGAGUUACCUGCAGAGAUACAGAAGGAGUUGUUGGUGGAAUGGAAAGGCCAGGAGCCCAUUUCCAAAAUUCAAGCCAGCAGAACUCCUGAGAAGCUCAAAAAGCACAAGAAAGGAUUGCCUUCGAGCCCUCAGUCAAACAGCUUAUUGAGAUAUUUUAAACCACGGUGAUUACAUCGAUGCUUUAUGUCGGUGCCCAUGUGCCUCAACUCCGUGGGUUGGCCAACACAUUCAGCAGAAUCUGACUGGCGAGUUCUCGGAUGACGCCAUUUCAAAAAGCAAGAUGUGAAAAAGCCACCGUUUUUCAAUGCUGUUAAGAAUUAGAAAAACCUCACGGUCCACGUAACGGUCACAACAGUGAUAGGAGUUCGCGACUAGCUGAUGCGCCGUUUCUACGGGGCAGGGUUUUGCUUCACUUGAGGGCACAUUCAAAAAUGCAACUUCCUUCAUCUCUCAGCUGAAUUACUACAGUCCCCAGAGAAGUCAACCACCAAAUUUGACUUUCCUUCUAAAAAUUAAGCCUGUUAAACUUUCAGGGGGUAUAAUUAAUGGGAAGGGUGGCAAGAUACAAACUGCCACAGCAAAUACUUCACCCUCUACUCCCAUAACCGCAGAUAUGGUAGCAGUUGGUUUUCUGACCCAUGGAAAGGUGGGAAGGAGGAAGAGAUAGGAAGAAGGACAUAUUGUAGCAACAUAAAUCAGAGGAAAAUAAAAGAUGGUAUACAUCCUCUCUUUCUCACUGCAGUCCAUGGCACAAUUUCAUGCUGCUGCAGAAAGGAGAAAAAUGACAAGCAGACAUGUUCAUGUACAACUAAUCGCAGAGUGCAGAAGCUAGAGUGGCCAUUCAGAAUGGUGCUCUAGGAAUUGCACUUUGUGGUUUGGCCUCCCGGCUGACCACCUCCUGGUGGCAUUCUGACUCUUCUCUUUUUCUGGCAGCAGAAGCAGAGUAGGCUGACUUGUACUGCAUGUGUGUUUGUGUAAUCAGUGUGUGUGUGUGUGCGCGCAGACAAAGAAAUUUUUGGAGCAGGGCACUCUCACGAAAGAAAAAAAAGGAAAAAAACUCAAGGAGGCUUCAGCUUUCAUCCUUGAAUUGGACAUUGUUAACUGUACGAAUGAAAAUUCCUGUUUGCGCUAAACAUAUAUAAUAAGAGUGUAAAGUCAUGUAACACACAAUGCUCCUUCCCAUUAAAAUCUGGAAUAAAGCGAAACUGAUUAGAUCCUCAUCCUAGAAUUAACCUUCUUUUAAAAAAAACCCUUUGAAACAGAGAUAUUUUUAGUUAUAACUAUUCCUGUGUGGGUGCUUUACUCAUAGAAAAAGUUCAAUUGCCAGGUAUGUGAGUGCCAUAUGUGAUUAAAAAGAUAAAAGUUGCCCAGGAUGGCACACGGUAACCUGUAAGUUAGGCCUCUUGGUUCUUCCCUUUUGUAAGUUCGUCCACUGUUAUUAGCUGUAAUGAGAACUUUCAGCCCAAGUGAAGUGGUGCUGUUAUCUACCCAACCCCUAAGUAUGCCUGGUGGGAAUAGAACGUGGGGAACACUGCAAAUUAUUAAUACUUUUAAUUGCUGGUGUCAUUAUUUGCUGGGAGAAAUGAACAGAAGGGGUUCUAAUGCAUUGGAAACAGUACUCUCAUGGUCUUCAGAAGCAGAUAAAGGGGAGAAUUGUGUUCAGUUUUCAUUUUAAUGAGAACAAAUUCACUCUUCGGAAAUCAGUGUUUGGAACAAAGUAUAGUUAUAUUUUGGUGUUUGCACUUCUCAGCCAAAAAAAAAAAAAAAAAAAAGCCAAUCGAAGACUCCAGUAUACUCAAAAAUAUAUACAUGGGUACAUAUUUGCAUAAAAAAGGGGAAAAGAAUAUAAAAAUAUUAUAAAAGGGGAAACUGAUUGCAAAAAUGUUUUAAGCAACCUUGUGUGCAAAAAUGUAUGAGAAAUAAUAUACACAAUAAUGUCUCCAAA